Molecule: messenger RNA, 3343 nt
Organism: Condylura cristata (star-nosed mole)
Lineage: Eukaryota; Metazoa; Chordata; Mammalia; Eulipotyphla; Talpidae
Gene: NPNT
Product: nephronectin
Exons: 12
Coding region: 1-1695 (564 amino acids)
Cellular component (GO): membrane
Molecular function (GO): calcium ion binding
Source: RefSeq, a predicted model, not a curated record
AUGAACACAUGCGAGUGGGCAAGCACAUGCAGCAGACGCAAGCAGUUGACGUGGCCCAGGCAGAUAGUGUCGUCUGUCGGCCUGUGUCGCUACGGCGGGAGGAUUGACUGCUGCUGGGGCUGGGCCCGCCAGUCCUGGGGACAGUGUCAGCCUGUGUGCCAGCCGCAGUGCAAACACGGCGAAUGCGUCGGGCCCAACAAGUGCAAGUGUCACGCCGGAUACGCCGGGAAGACCUGCAGCCAAGAUGAACGCUUCCACCCUCCUCCGCCGCCUUUUGGCCCAGGCAGUGAGCAGCCUCUUGUCCAACCCCCGGAUCUUCAAGCCACGAGUUUGCCUGCGAGGGAUCUCAACGAGUGUGGCCUGAAGCCGCGGCCCUGCAAGCACCGGUGCAUGAACACCCACGGCAGCUACAAGUGCUACUGUCUCAGCGGCCACAUGCUCAUGCCUGACGGCUCCUGCUCAAGCGCGCUGACCUGCUCCACGGCCAACUGCCAGUACGGCUGCGAGGUCACCAAGGGCCAGGUGCGCUGCCAGUGCCCCUCCCCUGGACUGCAGCUGGCCCCUGAUGGGAGGACCUGCCUGGAUGUGGACGAGUGUGCCAGUGGAAGGGCGUCCUGCCCCGGGCACAGGCAGUGCCUCAACACCUUCGGGAGCUACAUUUGCAAGUGCCACGAAGGUUUCGACCUCAUGUACAUUGGCGGCAGAUACCAGUGUCAUGAUGUCGACGAGUGUGCCCUGGGCCAGCACCGCUGCAGCAGCUUCGCCAGCUGCCACAACGCGCUCGGCUCCUACCGGUGCCAGUGCCAGGAGGGCUACGAGGGCGACGGCUGGAGCUGUGCGCCUAUCCCGAAAGUCAUGGUCGAGCCCUCAGGCCCAGUGCCACAGGGAAAUGGCACCCCUACAAAGGGGGGUGGGGGCCACAGUAAUUCCAUCCCUGAUGCUGGAAGUACCCAGUGGCCUCUGAGGACACCCUACAUCCCUCCUGCCACCACCAACACCCCCACGACUCAGCCGACGAGGCGACCGACGCCACGGCCGACCCCACGGUGGACUCCACCGCCGCCCCCGCCCCCGCCCACGGAGCCCAGGGCUCCCCCACCAACAACCCCGGAAAGACCAACCACCAGGCUGACAACCGCUGCACCGGCCACCUCCACGCCCCCCAGAGUGGUGACGGUGGACAACAGGAUACAGACCGACCCUCAGAAGCCCAGAGGCGACGUGUUCAUCCCGCGGCAGCCUUCCAACGACCUGUUCGAGACGUUUGAGAUCGAGCGGGGCAUCAGCGCAGACGAGGAGGCGGCCCGGGACGACCCGGGUGGCCAGUACCUGACAGUGACCAUGGGCAAAGGCUCAGGGGCCAGGGCGGCCCGCCUGGUGCUCCCCCUCGGCCACCUCCGGCACGCGGGGCAGCUAUGCCUCUCCUUCCGGCACAAGGUUUCGGGGCGUCACCCCGGCGCGCUGCAGGUGUUUGUGCGGAAACCCGGGGCCCCGGCGGCGGCGCUGUGGGGCAGGAGCGGCGGUGGCGGCUGGCGGCGUACGCGGAUGAGCCUGCCCGUGGCGGACGUCAAGAGCGUCAUCUUCAGAGGUGAAAAGAGGCGCGGGCACCCCGGGGAGAUCGGCCUGGAUGACGUGAGCCUGAAGAGAGGCCCCUGCCCCGGAGACCGCGGGCAGCUCCCCCAAGAAGAGCCCUGAGCGCCGCCCGCUCCGGCCGCGCCUCGUCGGGCCCGCGGUGCUGCGGCCGGUGUGCGACCCCGGCGAGACCCCAGCAACGGGGCCCUCAGACCGGACUCGGAGGCCGAGGACGUGGCGCAGCCCCUCUACCGGCCACCCGCCCGCUCACCAAGGGGCCUUCGCGAAGGCCCCGGGCUCCCGGCCCCGCCUCGUGGGCCGCUGGGGCGUCUGGUGCCCCCACGCGGGACUGACCGCCGUUCCCUUCCGGGGGGGGUGGCACUAGCCUCUCCUGCAGUCGCCCGUGACCCCGGGGCGCGGCCGGUGCGGGUGCUGCACCGCCCGGCCUCGUGCCACUCAUGACCGCGCUGGGCAGCGGAGUGACCCGGACAGGGUGGGGCGGCCGGGAGCCGGCGGGGCUGCAAGUCCGCGCUGAAUGCGAGGCCCCCGCGUCGCUCCCACUUUCAGAGUAGCGCCCGGUGCUCCUGCGCCAGUGUGGACGCGAGUGGCGACCGGGGACGGCCCGCGGGGAUGUACACAGUCGCUUCCCCGUGGCCACUGGACAGGAGGCGCUGCCCAGUCACGCGCCCCGCGGGCGGGGCAGGGGUGCUGCGGUGCGGAGCCGGGCCCGCUGCUCGGGCGGCCCCUGGGCUGGACGUCCGCGCGCCGCCCCUUACCCUUCCUGCAUAUUAAAACACGCUCGACCGUCAAAGGCAGCUUGCCCGAGACUGACUUCAUCGCUGACCCAGUGACCGCACUGCUUGCCGCCAGGGGUCGAGCGGGGUCGAAGGGUUGGUUGGCCAUGGAGGGCCGCAUGUGAGGGGGCUGCAGGGCGCGCCGGCGCUGCCCCCCCGCACUGACCCGGAGCCGGCCCGACGCGCUCCCUGGCCGUGGUCAGACGCGGGCCCUCUGCACGGCGGUGCCCCUAGCCCGUCCCUGCUUCUCCUGCCCCUCGCUCCGCUUCUCAGCGAUCAGGGAGGAAUCUGGACUGAAGGUGGUGGACACCUUCCGGGCUCCUCCCUCCUCCUCGAGGCCACGGGCCCUGGGAGGCGCCUGUUUAGGACUCGGCCCACACGGGAAGCUCCCUCGACCGUCUAGGUCUGGGCCAAGCCCAGCAGGCCCGGAAAGCAAAGGCCGGUGUGGUUUGGGCAGCGGGUGGCAGCCCCCGCCCGGUCCCACCCUGCAGGUGCUCUCACUCCCUGCCAAGCGGCCCACGAGCUGGGGGAGGGCACUUCAGGGCUGUGCAAAAAGCCCAGUGCAGAGCUCCCCCCCAGGCCUCCUCUGGAGGACGGCAACACCCAACUGGCCAGGGAGAGGACCCACCUCACCCCCGGCAGCCCCGGUGCUCCCCUCGCACACUCUCGCAGGUUCGGCACGGCCCAGCUGCGGGGGGGCUGCCGGACAGUGUCGGCCAGCUGGAGUGGGACCCAAAGGGCCGCAGGCCAUAGCCCCUUCUGGCCCCGCAGCUGCUCCGCCAAGGCCGCAGGCACCGUCACUUGCGGCACCGUCACUCGCAUGGCCCUUCCCGGUGCCGACGCCCCUCCGUGCCGCGCCCGGGUCAGUUAUCCAGUUAUCCAAGUACUGUAUGCCAUCGUGCGUCAUCACUGUGUCCUACAGCGAACGGUGCUGUGGUCUUCAGAGCAGCCAAAUAACAGUAAUUCCUUGUAAAUAA